Ctenocephalides felis (cat flea) is the source of this 498-nucleotide messenger RNA. RefSeq lists its product as uncharacterized. NCBI's taxonomy places the organism in Eukaryota, Metazoa, Arthropoda, Insecta, Siphonaptera, Pulicidae. The coding region runs from base 115 to 498 and encodes 127 amino acids. The record is from RefSeq and is a predicted model, not a curated record. The transcript has 4 exons.
AGGUUGGAGAGUACAUACGAGUACUAUUUUUGCUAUGCUAUUGUGAGCUUAAUGGUAUAUUAAUGGUAUAUUAAAAAGUCUGAAAGAAAUAGAUGUUUGAAAAAAAAUUGGAAAAUGAAACAUUUGCUCUGGACCUGUUUCAGACGAAGAGGAGAAAAUCCCAGUGAUACCAUUCUAGUCGAGUCUAAAAGAAAUAGGAGUUUGAAAAAUGAAAAAUUUGCUUUGGACCUGAUAAAUGAGCUGGCAGAUAGCAUACAAAACAUGCUAAAUGAAAGGCCGACAGUGCGCGCCCUUUUACAACGGUUGUUAACUAAAGGAAGGAAAAGAAAAUUAAACUUCACUGGUUUAAAUCUGUCCAAUAUUAUAAUUCAAGCCAUACAAAAAAAAUAUGAAGAUUGGUCAAGAGAAAAUAUUACAUUAAAUCUAGGAUUCGUCCUAGCGCAUGCAGGAGAUUGGGGCAAAAAAAAAAAGUAUGUUAUAGCAAAGAAGUUAUAUUGA